AUGAAGCGACAAUCAUUACAGGCAUCAAUGAGUAGUUCAAUUAAGCAAAAAAUUCCAUCAAAUACUUGCCAAUCAAUCAGUACUGCAACUUCCUAGAAUAUGAGAAACUCAGUUGAUAGAAGAAUUAACUAGAAAUUCGUAGCAUCUCCAAGUCGUAAAAUGGAUUACUAAAGACAUUAAUUGCAUAUCGCUAGUCAAGAGAUAAUUGAGAAGUUUACAAAAAUUGAUUCUCAGUUCAAAGAAGCUUUGGGACAUCAAAAUUCUUACAAAUUACCUCCUAAAUGUAAAUCUAAAAAACAAAUUUUAACAAAAAACUAGUCAAAAAUAGAAUAUCCUAAUAUAUCACUUACCAAUUAAAAGUAAGCCCACUAGGAUUUAGAACAGAAAAGAAAAAAUAUAGUAAAUUACAUUCUUCAAUAAAAAUAAGAAAAGCCUUAAGUAAGUGGUGGCAACUCUAUUGACAUGGCUACUAUAUAAGAUUCAGUGAAUCAAAGAUCAAGAUAAAUGGAAAAUUAAUUAUCAUCAAGGAUCAUCGAUUUACAGCACAAGUACUAUAAUACAGUUGAAUAUUAAGCAGAAACUCCUUCUCAUUUUAAUAGUCGAAAAGCCGCCCCUAAAAUAGAUUAUUCAUUGAUGGAUGAAAUGAAUAGAACAAGAAACCCUAGUAUGUCUCGAAACAAGGAAGCAUCAAUAACUGGUACCAGAAGAAUGACAAAUGAAAAAGUUCAUAAAUCAAAUUUCAAGAUUGUUUACAGUACAUUAGAACUUGAAAAUGAAUAACCUUACAGACCAACUAUUAAACUUCAUUCGAACUUAUCAAAUUAUAUGAAUUCAAAAACUAUAAAGGUUGUUUCUCCUUAGUAGAAAGGAGAUUUUUACAUAGGAAAUAAUUCUUAUACAAUGAGACCUGACAAAUCAAAAUAAUCCUCUGCUCACUUUAAUCUAUCAACUACGAAGAAAAUAAAUCUUGACUACACAAGUUAAGUUACAGGUCUAUCAGGUUCAACUGUACCUAUGGAAAUGCCAAAAAUAUCCUCUGAACAAAUUAAUGCUCAUUAACGAUUAAAUAAGCUCUUGCUGACUUCACCUGAGUAGGAAGAUUUUGGUAUGUAAAAGGAUUUUGGUCAUAUAUUUGAUGAACAAAAGAUAAAAUCAAUUGACAGAAGACAUCUUGAUAGCAAUAUCUCAGAUAUACUAGAAAUUCGACCGUCAUAAUCAAAUACUUAAUAAUCAUCAAGGAGAUAAAGCUUAUUAAGUGGUAGUAAAGUAAAUCAGAAUGAGACAUCCUACAAUAUUUCCUACAGUAUGAAAAAUCUUAAUUUCUAUGACCACAAUAAGAAUAGUAGUAGAAAUAAUGAAGGAGAAAAGUCUUAAACUAGGAUAAAAAACAAUAAUGAAUAGGAUGGAAUAAUAUGUGCUGCUUAAUUAGGAUUAAGAAACAUCACAAAUAUCAUUAGUUCUAGAAGUACAAGUGGAUCAAGAGGCAGGGGGUUAUAUUAAAGUAAAUUUGAUGCUUUAAAAUGUCAAAUAGUCAUUUAAUGA
This is a messenger RNA of Stylonychia lemnae, 1542 nucleotides long. The record is from the annotation of a GenBank genome assembly. NCBI's taxonomy places the organism in Eukaryota, Ciliophora, Spirotrichea, Sporadotrichida, Oxytrichidae.